GUCAUUUAAUUUCCCUCCAAUUCGCUCGAAGGGCACGCAUUCAUUUUUUGGGUUUUUCUUUAUCCCCCCAUUCCCAUCAUUACUCUCGCUUGCACCACUCUUCACCAUUUAAAAAGGCUUCUCCCUCUUUCCUUCUUUUCUAAAAUCCAAUCCUCAAAACCAUGAUACUCUGAAAGAAAGCGGAGAUAAAGGUUCUCGUUGAAUCGGGUGGUGCAAGGUUAACAAAGUUAUCGAUUUUUUGUCCUUUUUGCUAGCCAUUUAGUACUAGGGGUGGUGCAAGAUUAACAAGGUCAAUUAGAUAUGGAAUCUGGAACGCAAGCAUUUCAACAACGCUCGCUAUCAGUGAAAUUGUGGCCACCUAGUCAUGGCACAAGGCUGAUGCUUGUAGAGCGGAUGACGAAGAAUCUUACAACCCCAUCCAUUUUCUCUAGAAAGUAUGGCCUAUUAAGUAAUGAAGAGGCUGAGGAGGAUGCUAAGAAAAUAGAAGAGUUAGCUUUUGCUGCUGCAGAUCAACACUACAAGAAGGAGCCUGAUGGUGAUGGUAGUUCUGCAGUGCAAGUAUAUGCCAAAGAAUCCAGUAGACUGAUGCUGGAAGCUAUUAAAAGAGGCCCUACUGUAAAGGAUGAAGAGAUAGCUGAUAAAACCAGUAUUCAUGAAACUGUCUUUGAUAUAUCUGGAGGUCGCAGGGCAUUUAUAGAUGCAGAGGAGGCUGAGGAGAUUCUGAAGCCACUUAGAGAGCCAGGAAAUUCAUAUACUAAGAUAUGUUUUAGCAACAGAAGUUUUGGCUUGGAUGCAGCAAAUGUUGCUGCACCCCUCUUGUCGUCCGUUAAGAAACAAUUAACUGAGAUAGACCUUUCAGAUUUUAUUGCUGGAAGGCCAGAGUCUGAAGCACUUGAAGUCAUGAAUCUUUUUUCUUCUGUCCUGGAAGGUUGUCAGUUAAGGUACCUGAACCUUUCAAACAAUGCCUUGGGUGAAAAGGGUGUUCGGGCAUUUGGGGCUCUCCUGAAGUCACAGAAUAAUUUGGAGGAGCUUUAUUUGAUUAAUGAUGGUAUUUCAGAAGAAGCUGCACAAGCAGUUUCUGAGCUAAUUCCUUCUACCGAAAAGCUGAAAGUUCUUCAGUUUCACAAUAACAUGACAGGGGAUGAAGGUGCAAUUGCUAUCUCUGAUAUUGUGAAACGUUCUCAUGCAUUGGAGGAUUUCCGGUGUUCAUCUACAAGAGUUGGCACAGAUGGUGGUGUGGCUCUAGCUGAAGCACUGAAGACAUGUACCCGCUUAAAGAAACUUGAUCUGCGUGACAACAUGUUUGGCGUGGGAGCUGGAGUUGCUUUGAGCAAAGCUCUCUCUCUGUUUGCAGGUCUUACUGAGGUUUACCUCAGUUACUUGAACCUAGAGGAUGAUGGGGCGGAAGCACUUGCCAAUGCUCUGAAAGAGUCUGCACCUUCACUUGAAGUUCUGGACAUGGCUGGAAAUGACAUUACAGCCAAAGGUACAGCUUCUUUAGCAGCCUGCAUUGCAUCAAAACAAUUCCUCUCAAAAUUAAACUUGGCUGAGAAUGAACUCAAGGAUGAAGGUGCUAUUUUGAUUGGUAAGUCAUUAGGGGAGGGUCAUGGUCAGUUGAAUGAAGUUGAUAUGAGCACAAAUGCUAUUAGGAGAGCUGGGGCAAGGCUUUUGGCCCAGGUGGUUGUGAAAAUACCUGGAUUUAAGUUGCUGAAUAUCAAUGGAAAUUUCAUAUCUGAUGAAGGGAUAGAUGAGAUUAAAGAAUUGUUUAAAAGUUCCCCUGACAUGCUUGGUUCUUUGGAGGACAAUGAUCCAGAAGGAGAAGAUUAUGAGGAUGAAGACGAAGAUGAGGAGAAUGCAGAAGAAGGGAAUGAAUUGGAGUCCAAGCUUAAGGAUCUCAAGAUCGAGCAAGGAGAGUAGUCAUAUGCUAUGCAUGCCAGCUGCUUUUGCGGCAUCCGAAAAGCCUGUCUAUUUUCUAUUUUGAUUUAUUAUAAGGUACUAUAGCUGUGCAACAUUAGUGUGGUAGAUCCAACUGUAGUUCAGGUUUGUGAAGCUUAAUUCCUCAGUCAAUUGAAACAUCCUGAAUUGUUGUAGCAUUAUUUAGCAGGGAGCUGAAUUUAGUUUGAACUUUUUACUGAGCUAUGUACUUCUUGGACAGUCUAUUAUCUUUCCUUUAGUUAUAGCUGCAAUGAACUAGGAUUCAGCAGUCUUAUGUUCCAGAUCA
Gossypium arboreum is the source of this 2221-nucleotide messenger RNA. Its product is annotated as RAN GTPase-activating protein 1. The coding region runs from base 301 to 1917 and encodes 538 amino acids. The transcript has 4 exons. The record is from RefSeq and is a predicted model, not a curated record. Lineage: Eukaryota; Viridiplantae; Streptophyta; Magnoliopsida; Malvales; Malvaceae. Gene Ontology annotation, molecular function: GTPase activator activity; protein binding.